AGCAGACAACAUGAGCGUCCAGUUCCCUUUGCAUUGCACAAUUGACCGGUAUGAUUUCCACAUAGUAAUGUGAGGACCUUGGGAUUGACCAUUCAAAAGCAAUGGAGCAGCCAUUUUCUAGCUCCAAGGUUACAGGUAAACUUAGAUCAUCUCACACAAGGCUCCUACAAUGCUAACAAUUACAAGUGGAGUAUUUUGAUCCUCAUGGAGUAUACCAGCUACUGUCACCCGGCUUGCUCCCCCGCCUACCGCUCCGAAAUCUUCAUUGGGAGUCCCAUUCUGGUCUGUUACGAUCGAUUGGGUCCCUCCAUAUCGACCUCUUCUCAUCCACGCAAGACCUGCGCCCGAACUCGUCAGCUACAGAAGCAACCACCGAUAGCAAUCUAUCGCUAUUUCGCGUGAAGAGCGAAGACUCAGCUGCAAGUGGAGAGGAUGGGUUUCGAAUACAAAUUCUGGGGCAUGUUGUGGGAGAGAAAUCGGAUUUGCCGCCCGGAAAAGAGGCGCCCUCAAAGCCAGCUACAAAGGAGCGAAGGCACCAGAUACCAGGCUUACGCCAGACUCCCUACCUGAAGAUUUUCUUCUUACGAUGUGAUGACAACGAAACAUAUAAAGCGCAGGCUCGUCGAGAAGUCCGGGAAUGGAUUAAGGUGCAUAUACCACCUGCACAAAGCAGCACGAAACAAAAUACGCAAGAGAACCACGAUGCCUACGAGUGGCUCAUCGUACAUGUGGUUGUUCCAAACACGGCUGCAGCCACGCAACCCAGGACAAGUGGGAAAAGUGCGGAGGGAAACUCUGGAAAUGCUGCGGAAAAGGCAGCCGCUCGUUGGAGAGGCGGCGGUUCAUCAACAAUUCUAGAAAAGUUAAGAGCCGAUUUCAACGGCUCUUCCAAAUCGGCUGUUGACCGGAUUGCUCAAAUCCGCAUUGGGAUCAAUGAUGUACCGUAUGAUAUGCUCCCGCGUGUGGUCCCUGCUAUUCCGGGUUCAUAUACCGAAUCAGCGCAGGAAAAUGAGAACUCCUGGAUAGAUCUCAUCGCGAAAUUAAAGUACUUGAUCUUGGCAUCAUUCGACAUGCGGGUUGGACAAUAUGAGGAAGAUAUUCGUGAGAAGGACUUGCAAAGGACUCUGCCUGGCUGGAAUUUCUGUACUUUCUUUGUGCUCAAAGAAGGCUUAGCGAGAGGAUUUGAAAGUGUCGGCCUCGUAGAGGAUGCAUUGGUGGGAUAUGAUGAAUUAGCUGUCGGUCUUGAUGCCAUUGUCAGAGAACAAAGUACAACAGACGUGACCCCCCAACCCGGUGGCUCUUUUUUGCCCUUUACCGAAGACCUCAAACGGCAGGCAGAAAAAACGAGAGCAGCUAUACUUAGAGAUAUGGGUGAAGAGAAUAUGGAUACUGAAGACACCAUCGAUCUCCAGAAGUCGAGCUCUGAUCCUGUAGAUGGAGAAUUCGACGAAAUACCCGUAAAUGCAUUCAAGAAGCGUUAUCGACAUCUUAUUCUUUCCAACAAUAUCUCAAUAUUUGACUUUCGCUGUUAUAUUUUUGCACGCCAGUUAUCCCUUCUACUCCGCCUCGCAAACGCAUGGUCAUCUCAGGAAGAAUUGCUGGCUAAACUUAAAGAGCAGCGAGAGUCUAGCCUACAAGGAGUGGCUGCUCGAUACCCAGUAUCCCAGCUUUCAAAUGAGUCCGAAAAGCUCAAUGUACUUGCUGAAGUUUGCAGUAGAUCUCUUGAUUUUGUGGCAUCCAUUACACGCGUAUUGCGCGACGAUAUAUGGGCUUCUCAGGUGGAGCAAGGAGCAAGCACAAAUGGGGAUGAGAAGAAAGGCGACACUUCGAGAUUUGAUCCUAUUAUGGCUCAAGUGGUGGAUAAUAUUGCCUCCUCAUUCACAUUCUCAGUCGCUCAGCAAAUACUAGCACAAACGUCCACAAAGGCGCUACCCAUUCCCCCAACGACUCUUGCUCCGCUCGGUUCAAAGGCUGGCCCUGAUGGGUUGGAACCCAAAGCAGCAAUUCCUGAACCAAAAACUAUGAUGCACCCAGCACGUAGUAGCUCCCUCGCAGUUCGCUCGAAUUCACGGGAACCCUCCGGGAAUCGAAGUGCCAGUGUACCCGAGCAUGCUGUUACAGCAUCGCCAUUCAUCAAGGCCGGGUUAGAAGAACUUGCGGGUCAUCGAGCAGAGCUAUAUCUGCUGUCACGGAAUGUCUUGGAGCAGGUUGCAAAGGACCACGGCUGGGAUACGGGCUGGAAUACAAUCUCAGAACUUUAUCGAAAGGCUGAAAUGGAAGACGUUGACCUUGGGGACGACGAUUCCGAGAAAUCUGACCAAGUCACAAUAGGCAAGAAACUGCAGCCCACCAUUCAUGGAAUACACAGCAAGCUCCUACGGACCGCCAUAGAUAACCAAGAUGAUUUCUAUCGGCUGUAUGAAACUUUGACGGAUAAGGCCCUGCGGCACUAUACCGUCGCCGGAUACACACAUUCCGUUUUGUCGACUAUGGCCGACUUGGCGAUCUUCAAAUACCAUCUCAAAGAUUAUGCCGCAGCCACUUCCUAUUUUUAUCAAAUGACCCCAUCAUAUGGAGAAGGUGGGUGGUCUCAGGUAGAAAUAUCUAUGCUUGUGUUGUAUGCGAAUUGUCUGAAAGAGCUUCAAAGAAAUGAGGAAUACGUCCGGGUUGUGUUGAAACUUCUGUCAAAGUCUGCAAUUGCUGAAAAGGCGAAGCAGCUUCGGAAAUCGAGCUUGAAGAUCGGAAAUAAUCAACCUUUUAGUGACGAUGAAAUAGUUUCGACUGCAUCAUACUUGGGAGAAUUGUUAGAGAUCACCAAGAGCUUCAAACAUGAAGUCACCAUACCGCUUCAGAAUUUCUUUGGGCAUGUUGGUGUUGACGGUACGCCUCAAUAUCAUUCCGACCGAGAUAGCUUCACUCUGCAGCUCCGUCUUCGUUAUCUGCUCGAAGGUGAUCUUCCAAUCGAAAAGGCAAAAGUCAGAAUCAACGCUACAUUUGGGGAUACCCACAGAGAGAUUUGGCUUGAAAGUAAGGGUCCUAUUGUAUUCAAAAACGGCCUUGGAACUCUACACGUAGAAACGACAGUAAGAAUAUCGUCUGCUUUUUUUUCUCGUUGCUAACUCUUUCAGGUCAUCGUCCCUGGAACCUAUACAGUUGGUCAUGUCAGUCUUCAUACUAACAAUCUGAUUCUUGAGUACGAACGUACCGGCUCAACGCCGAGUAAAGGUGACGGCUUCUUCAAGUGUCCAAAAAUUCUUCUCUACCAUCGAUCAGAGGCGUUCGAUCUUAAAUUAUUUGCCUCCAAAUAUAUGCACCUUGACCGGAAUCGUUCACUGGAACUUGACCUUUCAACUGGUUGGAAUGAUGUGAUAGAAGGAAGCCUUCAGAUCCGAGCCGCAACUGCUGGCUUGAGAGUGCAAACAAGCGAGGCUAUGGUUGUUGGUAGUGCCAUGGAGCUUUCAAGGAAACUUGAGGCUGGUGUUAUACGAUUCGGUUCGCUGGCUCCUCAUUCUACAGCGAAAAUUCGGAUGCCAUUCAAUCUUGAACACGAUUCAAGCGACGUGUCGUUGAAGAUAGAAGUUUCUUACACGACUGAAAAAGGAAAAUUCUUUUUUGCCGCCAUACCGACAAUGUCAAUUUUGCUUCCACUCGGAGUAAACGUUCAAGAUGUCUUCAAACACAAAGCCUUGUUCUCAAAAUUUACCAUAUCUUCAGCAACCUCCAGUCCGCUGCGGCUGCUGAGUUCGAAACUAGAGGGGUCUGAGGUUUUCGAGGCCAAAUGCGGACUCCCAUUUUCGCAACCACUUACCAUCUUUCCUCGCCAACCAGCAUCGAUGUUGUACAAAAUCACGAAGCUUCCUCCACCAAAAACAGGACUACGAAAUGAUCGUAAGUCGGCGUUAUCUUUGGUGCUCCAUUACGUCUGCCUUGAGGAAGAGAUUGAGAGUGCAAUCACGGCAAGUCUCAAAAAUGCCCUCAGUGACACAGCGUUAUACCCAUAUGCCCGUUUGAUCAUACCUACGGUCGUACACGAAAUUCAAAAAAGCCUAUCUCCUUACGAUUUAGAACGGAUAGCUGUUCUAAAUGAAAUCACAACCUCGCCCAUUGCAAAUGCCACCUGGCGAGAUUACUUCUUAGGCUUAGGCUACACAGCUGACGGCAAACAAGAUAUUGCUACACUUCUGUCCGAUGGCCUGAAAUCAUGGCAGCAAGAAAACCCGACCAUCCCUUUAAACCCUUUAGCUAUGAAUGAAGAGUCCGUCUCUUCAAGCAGGUCGAUCGUUAUUCCCGUUGAGGUCCCUCCAGUUACCGUGGUCCACACGAUUGACCUCAAAUUGGCAACUUCAACAUCUAUAUACUCGAAUACCGCUAUUGCAGUAUCCAACCAGCCCAUCACAGCAUCACUCGGCAUCAAAUGGACCCGUCAGUGGGACAUUGAUGUCGAUUCAGAAGCAGAACAGACACAAGACCUCGUCUUCUACUACGAAGUGUCUGGGUCCCUCGAUGCCUGGCUUAUCGGUGGGAAACGAAAAGGUCAUUUCACCGUCCCUGGCAAACAGGAAUCUUCGCCUAAAGGCCAAAGUUUAUCUUUCCCGAUCGUUCUUAUCCCCUUGAAGGAGGGCCUACUGCCUUUCCCAAAUGUAGAUGUUAAGCCCUCGCCAAUUUCAAAGGUCAUCAGACCUGAUGGGACGUCGGGUGAUGUGCAGAGUCCCAGGCCCAAGCAAACCAUUACUUGUGAGGCGGAUUACCAGAAUGCGGGAGAGAUGAUUAGGGUUAUCAGUGAUGCGGUGAAGACUACUGUUAGUUUAGAUGCCAGUGGGCCACAAGGUGGAGCUAUGCUAUUAGAGUGCGAGGGUAGAGGGUCCUUGAAAGAGGUGACUAGUGGAUGAGGCCUUGGCU
Messenger RNA from Hymenoscyphus albidus, 4899 nucleotides. The record is from the annotation of a GenBank genome assembly. NCBI's taxonomy places the organism in Eukaryota, Fungi, Ascomycota, Leotiomycetes, Helotiales, Helotiaceae.